Dunckerocampus dactyliophorus (ringed pipefish) is the source of this 5775-nucleotide messenger RNA. RefSeq names its product lysine (K)-specific demethylase 4C (gene kdm4c). The transcript has 21 exons. Gene Ontology annotation, biological process: chromatin remodeling. Gene Ontology annotation, cellular component: nucleus. The coding region runs from base 170 to 4960 and encodes 1596 amino acids. The record is from RefSeq and is a predicted model, not a curated record. Gene Ontology annotation, molecular function: histone H3K36 demethylase activity; histone H3K9 demethylase activity. NCBI's taxonomy places the organism in Eukaryota, Metazoa, Chordata, Actinopteri, Syngnathiformes, Syngnathidae.
UGCAUUUCUCUGUAGUCACGUCGGCGUAACACGGGACAUCGUGGACGAGCACCACCAGUACCAACAGCAGUUAUGUGAAUCAGCUGGCCUGCACAAGGAAGGAAAGGGACAACAACAACAACACGGUUCAUUCUUUCUAAAUCAAGGCUCUGUCUGAUGAGGCGACAGGAUGGCGGAAGCAGAGGUGUGCACCCCUGCAAACCCCACCUGCAAGAUCAUGACUUUCAGGCCUACCAUGGAGGAGUUCAAGGACUUCAACAAGUACCUAGUUUAUAUGGAAUCUCAGGGCGCACACCGUGCAGGUCUGGCUAAGGUGAUUCCUCCAAAAGGCUGGAAGCCUCGCCGUACCUAUGACGACAUAGAUGACUUGAUGAUUGACGCGCCCAUCCAGCAGAUGGUGGCCGGCCAGUCAGGGCUCUUCACUCAGUACAAUAUUCAAAAGAAGCCACUCAGCGUGCAGGAGUUCAGGCGACUAGCUAACAGUGACAUGUACUGCACACCUCGCUACUUAAAUUACGAAGAUCUGGAGCGUAAAUACUGGAAGAACCUCACAUUUGUUUCACCCAUAUAUGGUGCUGAUGUUGGCGGCAGCCUCUACGAUGAGGAUGUGGAGGAAUGGAACAUUGGCCACCUGAACUCGAUCUUGGAUGUCAUUGAAGAGGACUGUGGUGUGUCGAUCCAAGGUGUCAACACUCCAUAUCUGUACUUUGGCAUGUGGAAAACCACCUUCUCCUGGCACACGGAGGAUAUGGACCUCUACAGCAUCAACUACCUUCACUUUGGCGAGCCAAAAUCCUGGUAUGCCAUUCCCCCAGAGCAUGGGAAAAGACUGGAACGCUUAGCUACUGGUUUCUUUCCUAAUAGCUUCAAGGGAUGUGAGGCUUUUCUCCGUCACAAGAUGACUCUAAUCUCUCCCUCUGUGCUGAAGAAGUAUGGCAUUCCUUUUGAUAAGAUUACGCAGGAGGCUGGAGAAUUCAUGGUCACCUUCCCUUAUGGCUACCACGCUGGCUUCAAUCAUGGUUUCAACUGUGCUGAGUCGACAAACUUUGCAACUGUACGCUGGAUAGACUAUGGCAAAAAUGCUACACAGUGUACUUGCAGUAAGGAUAUGGUCAAAAUAUCCAUGGAGCCAUUUGUAAAGCGUUUUCAGCCAGACCGCUAUGCCAGCUGGAUGCUGGGCAAAGAUUCAACAGCCAUUGACCACACACGAGCCACUCCCAGUACAACACCUGAGCUGCAGAGUUGGUUGCAGAGGCGCUGCAGGACAAAAUCCUCCAAUAAAAGCAGCUGCCACUUUCGAAUGCGUUCAAAGCGACUGCGAACUACAGAGGAGCCCGUUGCCCUGGAUGACAGUUCUUUGUGCAGCAGCAAGAGGAAAGGCCUUUGUGGUCCACCUGGGCCCAAACUGCGACGGUCUGUCGAAGAAACAGCUUGCCUGUCAGAAAAGUCAGAGGAGGAGGAUGAGAAAAAUGGAGGAAGGAAGACAAAACACUGCCACAACUCUUUUCAGCUUCCUGGUAAAACACCAACUCUUUAUACCACAAUAUGUUUUAGUUUGAUAUAUUUGAAUUUUAUUCAACCUGUUCCAUCCACAGGUCGCUGCAGGCAGAUGUGUGUCGUCAAGGUAAACAGAGUAGAGAGCAACAGUUUGGGCUUUUCUACUAUGGACCCCCAAAAAGCUCAGUCCAGCCCUACUUCCUCAGCAAAACAGGACUUGAAGGCAGAGACUGACACAGACAGUGACACUCAACACCUCUCAAGUUCGGAGGAUAGGUCUCUUGAAGGACUUGGAGAUUGGUCAGAGCCAACUCAAAUUCCCAAAGGAAUUAACAAGUCGACAUGUUGCCCUCCUGAACCUCAAGACCUCUUAAUUUCUCAGGACCGUUCUACUAGGGACCCUCCCCUGGAGAACACUGAACUCACCUCCUCAAGUACCUCCACUGAAACAGGAAUGGGCUUGUGUCCCCUUGAGUCUGAUGUUCAGAUAUCAAACCCCUUAAGUAGCCUAGAACCAAACACUAACAGCAGCAUUGACAAAGCGUCAGAAAAAUCACACACCUUUGGCCAAAAACAUAUCCAUCCGCAAUGCACUACAGAAGUAGACCCUAAACUAGUAGAGGCAGACACUUCUGCAUCACAUGUCUUUUCCUCCUCUUUAGGACAGGACUGUGUGUUAGAAAACACAGAGGAGGACGUUUGUCCUCCAUUGCUACAAAGGAGUGCAGUGGAAAUGCCCCACCUCACUCCAGAGCCAGCAGAUACGUUUGGUAUCAGCCCUCUACCGCCAAUAUUGACCCAAGAGAUGCCCUCCCUCACACCAGCUGACGACGGGCUACCUGAUGUCGCAAAAUCAAGCACGUGCACCCACCGGUUUGCACCUGUGCUGCAGCGGGAGACAUCAGAAGGCUGUCCUUCCUCCCAUGAAGCCCAGCAGGAAGAAACUGUUUCACGGAAUUGUAAAGAACAUACCAACAACUGGCAUUCCGACUCUGCAGGCAGAUUAGAAAGCAUAGCAGUUUCAAGGUUUGAAAGUAAUCUAUGUAGCAAUGACACCCUCAAAACAACUGGUGGUGUCAGUGAAAGUCAGUUCAUGUCACAAACUGAUGCAAAAAAGCACACGGUGGUGAAUUUUGGAGAAAUUGGCACCUCUUAUCAGCUAGCUCAGAGCGUUGAACCCCAAAUAGAGCAGCAUUCCAUUUUAACGGAGGUAGCAACUAAUGAUCACAAGCCAGUGCAAGCUGAAAUUGCAUCCAGCCAAAGCAGUGUUGGCCCUCUUUUGACUGAUAUGUCAAAUAACCCAUCGCGUCCACAGCACAAUCGCUCUGAAUUACAACAACCCGACUGUCCUUCUUACUGUACACCCCCUAGCCCACACACAGAGCUCAAAGAUGACCCCAGCAGCAUUUGGAAUAACUUCAACUCACAGAAUCCUGCUGUUCUCACCCAAAGUCUCCAUUCAGAUCAACCUUCCGUCUUCACCCAUGUCCCCAUACCUUACACUUUGUGGGCCGAAUCCCAGUGCAAAAAGGUCACACAUCUGGACGACCCAGGUGAAGACCUUCAUGAGAGCCAAAAGGGGGAUGGUGGACCUCUCACCUGGGCUCAGCUAAAGCCCACUUCACUAGCUUCAGUCGGUGCUGCUGAGGAUGUGGAGUUUGGUGAAGAUUUUCCAAGCAGUGAAGUGGGACGACGGGUGCAGACAGGUGACAUUGUGUCCUCUGAUGGUGUUGUUUCACCUCUGCUCAUGGAGGGAGAACGGGAUGGGGUUUCUCAUAUGGAGGAAGGGGAGUCAGACAUUGAAGGGGACGAGAACCCAAGUAGUGCCAACGGGGAAAGCAACAGUGACUCGUCUGAUGAGGAGCAAAGUGAUCCAAGUAGCUUUGAGUGUGAUUACUCAAGCUUGGAACCAGGGGAGGUUUGUGCUUACCCUGCUCUGUCUGUAAAGAGGCCCACUAAGAGCUGGCGUCUCCCACUCAGGAAACCUACUGCCAGGGCUGUACCCACUGCGGUGAAACACCAGGCUGCCAGUGAUGAUGAGCCCCCUGAAGCAAGCCUCGAGGAGGAAGAGGAGGAGCCAGAGAUGGAGGCGUGGGCAAAGCCGCUGAUCUACCUGUGGCAGAACAGGAAGAGUUGCUUCACAGACGAGAGGGAGUACAACGCCCACGCUGCCACCGUGCAGCCACAUUGUGCUGUAUGCACACUCUUCAUGCCCUACUAUCAGGGGGAAGACAAAGCAGAGGACAGUAGGCCCAAUACAGCAGAGGACACGUCAGAGUCCUUGUCUCCUAACAAAGGCCCUGCACAUUGUUACCUGGGUCCAAGGAAAACCAAGCCCCUGAUACCGGAGAUCUGUUUUUCUUUUCGUGAGCAAAACUGUCCUCCAACUCCCACCAACCCUCUGCUGCAGGAAGAUGGCACCUCCCCCCUGCUCUACUGCCAGGGAUGCUGCCUUCAAGUACAUGCGAGUUGCUAUGGUGUUGCUGCAGACGACGCCAGUGAACAGUGGUCCUGUGAUCGCUGUGCAGAGGGCAUCUCCACAGCGGAAUGCUGUUUGUGUAACCUCAGAGGCGGGGCACUGAAGAAAACUCAAAAUGACAAGUGGGCUCACAUCAUGUGUGCAGUAGCACUGCCAGAGGCGAGGUUCAGCAACGAAGCCAAGCGGGGUCCCAUUGACACCAGUAUGAUCCCCAUGCAGCGCUACAAACUGAAGUGCAUCUAUUGUCGUAAGCGCUGGGCAGGCAAGCGGCAGGCGGGUGCGUGCAUCCAAUGCUCGUGCGGCCGGUGCCCCACCUCUUUUCAUGUGACCUGUGGCCAUGCUGCCGGGGUUGUCAUGGAGCCUGAUGAUUGGCCGUAUGUGGUGUCAAUCACCUGCCAUAGACACCAGUCGCGGAGCUCUUCGGCUAAGCAGCGGGCGUCUCAAGCACCCAUCUCACUUGGUCAGACGGUCAUCUCCAAGCACAAGAACCUGCGCUACUACAGCUCCAAGGUCACACAGAUCACCUCCCAGAUGUUCUACGAGGUCAUGUUUGAUGAUGGCUCCUUCUCCAAUGAUACCUACCCCGAGGAUAUAGUGAGCAGAGAUUGUGUCAACAUGGGUCCUCCAGAAGUUGGGGAAGCUGUUCAAGUGAAGUGGCCCGAUGGACUUUUUUACGGUGCCAAAUAUUUGGGAUCCAACGUGUCCUACAUGUACCAGGUGGAGUUUGAGGAUGGCUCUCAGGUGCUAGCAAAGAGAGACGAUAUCUAUACGUUGGACGAAGACCUGCCUAAAAAGGUGAAGCGUAGACUUUCCACAGCGUCUAGCAUGCGUUUCCAAGACGCCUUCUUCACCACGCAAGGGGAGAGGAAACGGCAGCGAACGCCCAAUUCCCGCUUCCAGAAAGACUAUGUGGCCCUGCCGGACCUCCGUACGACAGCCAAAAGCACAUGGGAGCACAAAGAAUGCCCCCACAAAGGGAAAUAAAAGUGAUGGUAGCCUGACAGAGACAAAUGAAUGCACUGAAGUCACAGUCGAUGCGAAGUUGUGUGUGUGUGUGUGUGUGUGUGUGUGUGUGUGUGUGUGUGCUUGGGAAUAUAUAUUUUUUGGGCUGUAAACUAUUUCCCUGUGACCAGCAACAAGGCAGCGGGAGGGUGCUUUGGCUCUAGCUGGAGGUUCUAAUGCAUUUGUAAAUUCUACAUCAGUGAUUUUGUGGAUUUUGAUUGGACAGCUGGACUUUACAGAGAAAAGGUUCACAGAGGACACUGUCUCCUCUGUUGCCUCGUGCUUUUACAUCCAUCAGGGAGAAAACAACAAACUGUGACUUUCCAUUUGUCACGCUGUUUUCUUUUUACAUGAGAGAUGUAUUUUCCCCCCCAUGGUAGUUGCAAUGAUUUUUGAUUUUGAACAUGAAUGCACCUUGCUUUUGGUAUUUUCCUCAUGUGUCACCGCAUCUCUCCCCGCAUGUUUAACACUGUCGCUUAGCUGCUUCUCCAAGCGCACCACCAUGGCUUCCUCUCCGAUCCUCUCGUCUGCCACUUAUUAAAUAUGAAUCGGGUUUCUUUUCCGAUUUGAUCGUGACAGAGAACGAAAACCAAUAACUGCUAAUGACUUCCAAAUGACAAAGAGGCAAGACAGGAAGCCAUGGCUGCAUGCGCCCAAUUAAAAAGUGGAACGCUACUCUGUUGAAUGAAAUUAUUUAAAAUUUGUAUUUAUUUUUGUGCUUGCUAUAGUUGAAUUAUUGCUAACUGCUGUAAGGAAAAUAAAAUGUUUUUUUAAUUGCCAAUGACUUUUUUUUUUUU